UAGUUUGUACAAAUAAUUUGUAUUUAGGAGGAUCGAGGAGAGAAGGUAGCAGCAACAGCAGCUAUCUAGCCAUGGCGGGCGUGGAUGAGUUUAACCACUACACGUACCCUCGCGUGCGCAACCUGUGGGAAUGCGACCCUAACGACGAGGCGUGCAAACAAAUGGCCCUGCACCAGGCUUCGCGCGACUCAGCAGUUGCUUAUCAGAAGUACUUGAUUCUGGAGAAGCGUUGGUGGGCAUGUCGCAUGAUCCACAAGGAGAACGUCAACAUGUACUGCCAGGAAGAGCGGAUGAGAUUCGACGACGCCUUCCGACGCUAUAGAGGACUGGGCAAGGAGUCUCUGAUCACGAACGCGGAGGGCUUGCAGCACUUGGACAGGCGGCCAUACGAGCCCAUCCGCCCUGACGACUAUCAGCGUAGUAUUGGCAACCAAGGAGGCUUCACCAAGCAGCCAUACCCGAACACGCACAAGGAGCCGCUGGAGGUGGUGCAGAUGGAUGCAACCAAGCGGAAGCCCAUCACCGACCCGGAUCGUCCCACCGUCUCCGUGCGGCUCUUCGACAACACGAGACGCGAGGUCGUCCUCGACCUGCCGCCCAAGAAGCUCGAAGUGCCCAAGCAGGUUACGUCGUACGACCCGGAGAAGUUCAAGACCGGCACGGAAUAGCUUAGUAUGUUGUAGCGAUUUUUAUUAAAGUGUGUGUGCAUGUGUGUGUGUGUGUGUGCAUGUGUGUGUGUGUGUGUGUGUGUGUGUGUGUGUGUGUGUGUGUGUGUGUGUGUGUGCGUGCGUGUUUGUUGCAGAUGUCUGGCUGCCCCGUGUUGCACAUGUGUGACUGUGCUGGCAAUGCUCUCACUGUUCAUGCUGGGUGCUAGUAGCAUGCGAGUCCGUGUGCUAGGCAUUCUCUUUCACUGAUUGUCAUCGUGCGUUGGGGCAUUGGCCAGAUGAUGUUUUGCUUUGCACCUUUGUGGGUGCUUUCCCGCGUUUUCUGCGCCUUCGUUUCUUUAACGCGUACUGUUGUUGCAAAGUGUAGCAACCGACAUGUAUAUAGUUUGCAUUACACACACACAACUGCUAUCUGCUGCAGAACACGCAUCACCAUGGCUUGGUCCUGAAAAGGCCAAUUUAGUUUUACACUUCUGCACAACCGAUGUCUUAUUAUUCCUGGCUGCCAAGCACUCAUCGGUUUGCAUUGCUGGUUUCGGCAGGAACACGAAAAUUAAUGAUGUUUCUCCUCCAUUGCUUGUGUGAUAAGCUUGUGCGGUUAUUCCUAGGCUAGUUUGCAGUUUGCUGCUUUCCCAUUAUAUUUAUCAGUGAGUGCUUCACCAUGGCAUGCACCACUGCAUUGAUGAAGUAAUAAUUAUAGCUAGCAAUUCAA
Molecule: messenger RNA, 1377 nt
Organism: Sycon ciliatum
Lineage: Eukaryota; Metazoa; Porifera; Calcarea; Leucosolenida; Sycettidae
Exons: 4
Coding region: 72-668 (198 amino acids)
Source: RefSeq, a predicted model, not a curated record